AAGAGCACCCGUUUAAAGUUGCGCGAUUAUAUGUAUCUUACAAUUAGUUGCAAAACAUUCGGGGGCAAACUGGUGAAAGUAGAAGAAAGUACUACACCGUACUACAGAGCACAGAACAAUGUGAUCUCCACAAGAGCGCUGUGAUAUGAACUAGAAUGGUGAAAAUUAUUUAUUUAUUUAAUAAUAUGAAGGUAUCAAAAGGGCUGAGAUACCUGGAGUGCUUGAGGUGGUCUUAUACCGUGCCCAUAUUGUGUUACAUCGCAUUUUUCUUUAUGAUAUGGAUGCUAGCAGUGCCGCUUAAGCCGAAGAUAAAAAUUUCCAAAGAAAUAAAGCUGCAGCCGCCGGAAGAUUCCUUUGAAAUAAGGAUAAAAAACAGUAAUUUUGAUUCCGAUAGGAAAGGCGAGCAAGCCUUGCUGGAAGACAAGAACGAAUACCUAGUUAAUGUUAAUAAUGAAGAAAAUUCCAAUAAGGACAAGACGCAGAUCCUGACGGAGGUUUUUCAAAAAGCAGAUAAAGACAAAAAUGGGAAGCUAGAUUCGAAGGAGCUUUCGCAGUGGAUAAGGACGAAAAUCGUAGAACACAUUUCCUCAGCUGUCAGCAACAAUUACGGAUUGUUCACCCUCAUCGACGUGAAUCCCCGAAAUGGCGUUAUAACGUGGAAAGAGUAUCAUGCUUAUUUCCUCAAAAAGCGCGGGUUUAGCGACAAGUACGUAGAAAAUCACGACGAAAGAAGGCACAAGGGACUGCAAAGGGCCAUAAAAGAACAAAUAAUGAAGGAUAAAGCUUCUUGGAUGGAGGCAGCUCGGUCUAACCCCGACUCGCUGACAUUGGACGAAUUCCUGGCGUUCACCCAUCCAGAAUCCAGUGCUGCCAACCAACUGGCUUUAGUGGACGAACUGUACGACAAAUUUGAUAGAGACGGCGAUGAAUUGCUGACUGAAAACGAAUUCGCCAUUUUGCAAACUGAAGGUAACGGGGACGAAACCCUGAUCGUCCGCCAGGACGAGAACGAGCGGCGGGCAGAAUUCCGCAAAUCCAUCGACCUCAACGGCGACGGUAAGGCGGACAGGCGGGAACUCCUGCACUACGUGGCGCCCCAGAGCCCCAGGCACAGCGAGCAUGAGGCCGAGGCGCUUUUGGCGCUCGCCGACAACAACCACGACGGCAUGCUUUCCUUGGACGAGAUCCUCGCGCACCCGGACUUGUUCCUGAAGUCGAAGAUGGUGGACACCGCCAGAAGCUUUCACGACGAGUUUUGAACGGUUGAAGGCGCCUCGAAAUACGAUGCAGAAAAAUGAAAUUAAAAAAAGUAAAUAAAAGCUCGUAAUAAGUUUUUUGCACAA
Anoplophora glabripennis (Asian longhorned beetle) is the source of this 1343-nucleotide messenger RNA. It is a transcript of the gene myd, whose product is annotated as 45 kDa calcium-binding protein. Gene Ontology annotation, molecular function: calcium ion binding. Gene Ontology annotation, cellular component: endoplasmic reticulum. The record is from RefSeq and is a predicted model, not a curated record. Gene Ontology annotation, biological process: calcium-ion regulated exocytosis. Lineage: Eukaryota; Metazoa; Arthropoda; Insecta; Coleoptera; Cerambycidae. Bases 156 to 1259 code for a protein of 367 amino acids. The transcript is spliced from 4 exons.